This is a messenger RNA of Balaenoptera acutorostrata (minke whale), 2083 nucleotides long. RefSeq names its product neurexophilin 1 (gene NXPH1). The transcript is spliced from 2 exons. Lineage: Eukaryota; Metazoa; Chordata; Mammalia; Artiodactyla; Balaenopteridae. The record is from RefSeq and is a predicted model, not a curated record. Bases 105 to 920 code for a protein of 271 amino acids. Gene Ontology annotation, molecular function: signaling receptor binding.
GAGAGCGCUCCUUGCUCUGUAAAGUGGAUGUCAGGUGGAUCUAUGUUUUUGAAGGAACAAAGACUCAGCGAAGGCACCGCCGAGGAAGUUUGAGACGCGGGAGGAUGCAGGCUACGUGCUGGUACGUGCUUCUCCUCUUGCAGCCCACCGUCUACUUGGUCACAUGUGCCAAUUUAACAAACGGUGGAAAGUCAGAACUUCUAAAAUCAGGAAGCGGCAAAUCCACACUAAAGCAUAUAUGGACAGAAAGCAGCAAAGACUUGUCUAUCAGCCGACUCCUGUCACAGACUUUUCGUGGCAAAGAAAAUGAUACAGAUUUAGACCUGCGAUAUGACACCCCAGAACCUUAUUCUGAGCAAGACCUCUGGGACUGGCUGAGGAACUCCACAGACCUUCAAGAGCCUCGGCCCAGGGCCAAGCGAAGGCCCAUUGUUAAGACGGGCAAGUUUAAGAAAAUGUUUGGAUGGGGUGAUUUUCAUUCCAACAUCAAAACAGUGAAGCUAAACCUAUUGAUAACUGGGAAAAUUGUAGAUCAUGGCAAUGGGACGUUUAGUGUUUAUUUCAGGCAUAAUUCCACUGGUCAAGGGAAUGUAUCUGUCAGCUUGGUGCCCCCUACGAAAAUAGUGGAAUUCGACUUGGCACAGCAAACCGUGAUUGAUGCCAAAGAUUCCAAGUCCUUUAACUGUCGCAUUGAAUAUGAAAAGGUUGACAAGGCUACCAAGAACACACUCUGCAACUAUGACCCUUCAAAAACCUGUUACCAGGAGCAGACCCAAAGUCAUGUGUCCUGGCUCUGCUCCAAGCCCUUUAAGGUGAUCUGUAUUUACAUUUCCUUUUAUAGUACAGAUUAUAAACUCGUACAGAAAGUGUGCCCCGACUACAACUACCACAGCGACACACCUUACUUCCCCUCUGGAUGAGGAUGAAUGUAGGGGUGAGACUGAAGCCUGAGGAAUUCAAGGUCACAUGACAGGGCUGUUACCUCAAGAAGAAGGUCCCAUCUGUUGCCUGGAAUGUGUCUACACUGCCGCUCUCGUCAACUGGCCGCAAAUACGCUCGUGGAAAACAAUCUGAUGUAAUUUCUGCCCAGUCAGCUUCAUCUCUCAGUAUAGUUGUAAAUCACCACAGAUUCUAAAGCCACACUUGAAGACAUGCUCUCACACACAGAUGUACACAGACACACUCUCAUAUACAUUUCAGCUGGCAUCCGUCAUGAUUCCUGUCAAGAGGGCUUUUGUUGUCUGACUCAUAAUGGUUCAGGAUAAACGAUCAUCAAGCAAAAGGAUUAACUAGACAGUGAAUGGUUUUUAGCACUUGCUGUUAUGGAAAUCUCCUUUUAAGUCUUGAGUACAUGCUAAUCAAUAAUCCCCACUCAUGCAUUUCUACUGCUUGGAGUAGCUGUACUGGUAAAUACUACUGUAGGAGUAUAUGCUUGUUAAAAUGGAAAAAAAAAAUGUGUCUUUAGAGCUCAGUAUUCUUUAUUUUAUGAACACAACAAGUGUAGUAACUUUUUCCAGCAUUCAGUAGGCACAUUCAAGGUGAUACAAGAUGGCUCUUUUUUCUGUGGAGGGAGCCUGUUCUCAGUAAAGAUGAGCAAACAUUUGGAAUUUAAAUGUGGGCAGACACUGGAUUACAGCUUUCAUCACCAAUCAUUGGACUUUUGCAAAGUCGAGACCAGCUAAGGUUGCUUAAAAUAAGUUCUGAUCAUUAUAUAAGAAGGGAAAUGCCUGACAGACACCAUGUAAGUUAUAAGUGUCUGUCUUAUCUUUACUACACAUAUUGUAACAAAUUCAAUAUCCUAGUCUUUAUUUGUAUGAAUGGUUUGUAUUGUACAUAGUUUAACCAAGUGUUAUUUGAGCUGCUUAUUAAUAUUAACUAUGUACUUGUCUCUCUGCUUGUUAUUGGUUAAAAAAGAAAAAAAAAAGGAUAUGAGGAAUCCAUUCUAUCAAUGUAGCUGUGAACCCCAUUAAAAAGACAAACUUAAUGUACAAAGCAUUUAUUCAGCUCAAGUAUUGUUGAAAGCUAUACAUAUACAACAUUACAGUCUGUCUGUAUUUAGAUAUUUUAUUUCUGGACAAAUGAA